Molecule: messenger RNA, 1676 nt
Organism: Oryza brachyantha (malo sina)
Lineage: Eukaryota; Viridiplantae; Streptophyta; Magnoliopsida; Poales; Poaceae
Product: probable isoprenylcysteine alpha-carbonyl methylesterase ICMEL2
Exons: 12
Coding region: 111-1355 (414 amino acids)
Source: RefSeq, a predicted model, not a curated record
CCGCGGCCACCACCACCGCCUCCCCGCGCCGUUGCGAGUUGCGACCCACCCGAACCGAUUCGAAUAUCCCCCCGCCGCCCGGCGCCGCGCGCUCGCCCCCCACCCCCGCAAUGCGGCACGCCUCCAGCGCCGAGGAGGUCGGCGCGCUCCUAGAGCGGAGCGACUCCGCCGGCCGCCGCCGCCGCUCGUCGCCGGUGCAGUCCGCGUCCCCGCGGCCCGCCGGCUGCUGCAGCGGCGGUGGCGGCGGCGGCGGCCCGAGGCGACAGUCCUCGUUCCGCGACGAUGUCGGGCACGCCGCCUCCGAGACGUACCUCGUCACGCGCCUCACCUUCACCCUCCUGCAGUACCUCGGGUUAGGUUACCAGUGGAUGUCGCAGCUACUUGCCCUAACAAUAUAUGCAAUUUUACUUAUGCCAGGUUUUUUACAAGUUGGAUAUUACUAUUUCUUCUCAAGUCAGGUUCGUAGAAGUAUAGUAUAUGGAGAACAACCCAGAAACAGGCUAGAUUUGUAUAUACCCAAAGAUAUCAGCAGACCCUGCCCAGUGGUGGCCUUCGUAACUGGUGGGGCUUGGAUUAUUGGUUACAAGGCAUGGGGUGCCCUUCUUGGAAGGCGGUUGGCUGAGAGAGGAAUCAUAGUUGCUUGCAUUGAUUACAGAAAUUUCCCUCAAGGAACAAUAGGUGACAUGGUUAGCGAUGCUUCCCAGGGGAUUUCUUAUGUGUGCAACAACAUUGCUAGCUAUGGAGGUGAUCCUAAUCGGAUCUACUUGAUGGGUCAGUCAGCAGGAGCACAUAUUUCUGCAUGUGCCCUCAUGGACCAGGCAGUGAAAGAAUCUAGUGGGCAGUCCAUUUCUUGGAGUGUUACACAAAUCAAAACAUAUUUUGGUUUAUCUGGAGGAUACAACAUCCAUCGCUUGGUUGACCACUUCCACGAGCGUGGUCUUAAUCGUUCAAUAUUUCUCAGCAUAAUGGAAGGGGAGGAAUCAUUGUCGCGUUAUUCUCCUGAAAUUGUUGUCAAGCAGUCAAGUUCCCAGAUAAUAGCUCUUCUGCCGCUUAUUGUUCUUAUGCAUGGAACUGAAGAUUAUUCAAUACCAUCAUCUGCCAGUCAAACUUUUGCUGAUGUCCUUCAACAAGUUGGUGCUCAAGCCAAGUUACUGUUGUACGAAGGCAAAACACAUACAGAUAUAUUUUUACAGGAUCCUCUUCGUGGUGGAAGAGAUCCAUUGGUUGAAGAUGUAUUGUCUGUUAUUUAUGUUGAUGAUGAAAUUACACAAGAAAAGAUUUCUGUGACACCUGCUCCAAGACGCCUGGUGUUUGAGUGGCAAUUACAGCUGGCCCGUCGAAUUAGUCCAUUCUAGUAGAGUACUCUCAAUGACUAUAGAACAUUACUUAUCAAAACAGAAACUGAACAUGCAUGCGUAGCAGAUCACCUGCACAGAUGGUACAAGAAAUCAAGGAGGAAAUAGCAAAUUGGCGUUUUGCUGGGGUGCUACAUGCCUACAUGGAUGCCGUGAGUAGUCCGCAUGUGGUAAUCUAGUGGACGCCCCCUCCCCCUCUAGGUUAGGAGUACAAUCAUGACAGCCUUUUGUCAUGAGCCUGUAAUCUGCCUGUAACCUCUGUAAUCUCUGUAAAUUCUAAAGCUUAAUGAAAUUUGGUUGGUCUCCUUUCCGGCCAACCCG